Jatropha curcas is the source of this 3105-nucleotide messenger RNA. NCBI's taxonomy places the organism in Eukaryota, Viridiplantae, Streptophyta, Magnoliopsida, Malpighiales, Euphorbiaceae. The record is from RefSeq and is a predicted model, not a curated record.
GGGGCAACCCUGGAAUUUACCACAUCUGUAGAAAGAGCUAAGGCUUAAUGCCUCUCUUAUUAGAGACCUAGGUUUUUAUUCACCUGGCUCAUUUUUUCAUCUUAUAUCGAGUUAGUUUCUGUGGCUCAGCGUCUCUCACAGGGUUUUGGCAUUUGCGUAGCAGUUUACUCACGCUUUGGGAGUACGGAAUGAAGCUGUUUUAACUAUUGGAUUCUUGCUGCUCAUCAGGUUAUUGAUUAUUCUGGCUUGAGCUGUUAUUGGGCCUAGAGAAGAUGGCAAAGAAGAAGAACCCGUUGGUAUUUAUUGAUGUGUCUAUUGAUGGGGAUCCUUUUGAAAGGAUGGUUUUUGAGCUUUUCUAUGAUAUUGCUCCAAAAACGGCAGAAAACUUCCGUGCCCUUUGUACUGGGGAGAAGGGGAUUGGUCCUAAAACUGGAAGACCAUUGCAUUAUAAGGGUUCCUUUUUCCAUUGCAUCAUUAGAGGUUCCAUGGCUCAGGACACAGGGCUGAUGGUCACGACUGCUUUUCUUGUGAUGUAGUUUUAAGGGUGGUGAUUUUGUUAAACGAGAUGGGACCGGUGGAGAGAGCAUAUAUGGGGACAAGUUUCCUGAUGAGACUUCAAGGCUUAAGCAUGACAGCCCUGGUCUUCUUUCAAUGCCUAUUGCUGAUCGCGAGACCCUAGGUUCCCAAUUUAUUAUCACCUUUAAGGCUAAUCACCAUCUUGACAGGAAGUAUGUGGUCUUUGGCAAGCUUGUGCAAGGAGAUGAAGUGCUGAAAAAAAUUGAAAGUGCAGGCGACGAGGAAGGGAGACCAAUGGUGACAGUGAAAAUAAUUAAUAGUGGUGAAUUUAAGGAGGGUGCAGACAAGAAAAAAGUACAUAAACUGAAAACAGGAAAGGAUGCAUUGUCUGAUUCAGACAGUUAUGAAGCGCGGAAGAAGGGAAAGCAUAAGAAAUCUGCAAGAGACAGAAAGAAGAGGAGAAGAAGAUACCAUUUAUCUGAGUCGGAAACUUCAUCUGAUUCUGAGACAGAAUCAUCCGAGUCUGAUAGUGAGUCUGACUCCUCUAUGUCCUCCUCAUCUGACGUGAGUUCUUCAAGUGAUGAUAGGCGUAAGAAAAGAAAGAGGUCUUCUAAAAGAGACAAGUAUAGACGUGGAAAAAGAAGAGAUAAGCGGCGCGAGAAAAGGCGAAAGAGGCGAGAUAGAAGAUCCAAACGCAGAUCAAGAAGGGCAUCUGAUAGUCUUACUGACGAUGACAGUGAGAGCGAAAGCAGCUCUGAUGAUGAUGGUUUGGAUGUUCAUGCAAAAGGUCGAAGGCGUAAAGACCCUGCCAUGAAAACUGCUGAGGAUCAGUCACCUAUGGUUUUGGAGGAAGAAGCUGGUUCUCUUCCCCAUAAAACAAGGGAGGAACCUGAUGUGCUUGGAAAGGAAGAUGGAAGAUCCCCUAAAGAAAAUGGAGGGCGACGGAGCAAUGGUAUUGGAGCAGAUGCUACUUCUGACAGAAGUGAAGAUAGACAACCUGAUGUUGUAGAUGAUCACCCAGGCAAAUCUAGGAGCCGAAGCAUUAGUCCCAAGAGGACCAUGAGUAAGAGUAUGAGUAUUAGUCCCAGGAGGGCUAUGAGCAAGAGUCCAAGUGUUGGUUUGAAGAGAAGCAUGAGCAGGAGUCACAGUGCUAGUAGGAGUCCUCCACGUGUCUCACGAAGGAGGAGUUUCAGCAAAAGUCCUGCUAGAAGUGGUAGCAGCAGGAGUCCAGCUCGAAGUGUCAGCAGGAGUCCAAUUAGAGGCAAAAAGGCUAGAAGCAUUAGCAAGAGCCCUGGGCGAUCUCGUUCUCCAAGAAGCAGAAUCAGGAGCCCCAUAAGAUCCCCACCUCAAAGAAGCAAGAGCAGGAGUCCACCUAGAGCUUUGUCACGAAAAUCAGUUAGCAGAAGCCCAGUUAGAUCUUUUCGCAGAGGAUUUAGCAGAAGCCCUGUCAGAUCUUAUCGAAGAAGCACUAGCAGAAGCCCAGUUAGAUCCUCUCGGAGAAGCAUUAGUAGAAGCUCAGGUAGGGUUCCUUCAAGGAGAAGCGCUAGUAGAAGUCCUGCCAGGGCUCCAAGCAGGAACAAUCGUCGUAGCUAUUCAAGGAGCAAUAGCCCUGUCAGGGUGCGAUCUCCACCUUCUGAUCGAAGAAGUUUGUCAAGAAGUGUUUCUCCUGAUGGAUCUCCUAAGCGUAUCAGAAGAGGUCGUGGUUUCAGUCAACGGUACUCGUAUGCUCGGCGAUACAGAACCCCCUCUCCAGAUCGUUCUCCUGUUAGAUCAUACCGAUAUGGCAGCAGAAGUGACCGUGACAGAUAUUCAAGUUACAGGAGGUAUUCACCAAGGCGGUACAGGAGUCCGCCACGAGGAAGAACUACUCCCAGAUAUAGGGGCAGGAGAAGCAGAACAAGGAGUCCAUCUGUUUCGCGAAGUCCUCGCUCCCGUAACCGUCGCUAUACUCCCAGUCGCAGCCGCUCCCCUGUUGGUGCACCUAGGUCUCGUGCCUCUCCACGUGUUGAGAGGCGGAGGUCUCCUUCUCGAAGCCGGAGUCCAUCAGUAUCACGGUCCUCAUUGGACUCUCCAUCUCCCAAACGAGCAAGAUCAAGGUCGUCAUCGGGAAGUCCUGGUGGGAAGAGGGGCCUGGUGUCAUAUGAUGAUGGUUCUCCUGAUUCUGGCCAGAGGUGAAAAGUGGAUGUAGUAGAGGGAUAAUAUGAUAUUUGUCAGGACUAGCUUUCACCUUUGAUAGAUAUUCAUAACUUGAGUUUCCUGAUGAAGCUGUCUUGCGGUUUUUGCCAACUGGACAUCAAUUGUUGUUUUGGUUGUUUUUGCUAGAGGCUCUGUAGUUUCUUCUGAUUCUCACAGUAUGAUUUAGAGUAAUUGUUGUGUUACGAGGAUGUUACUUCAGUAAUAAAAAUGUUGCAUGACUCAGUGUUAGGACAUGGAUGACUGCUUCUGGUUUUGUCUGCUUGGGAUGCUUGGCUCAAAACCUGGGUUGAUAUGUUAAGUUAACGUGAAGAGGAAUUAGUUCAUGGAAGGUGCUGGAAUUUUAUGAAUCUAACACUCUUUGGUAUAAAUUUCUUUAAAACAUUUGAGGAAGAA